AUGGUGUACUGUGGAAAGCCCUCGAGGGGCUGCCAGAUGUGCCGCACCAGGCGGAUCAAGUGUGACGAAACCAAGCCUACUUGUAACCAAUGUGCGAAAUCACGGAGACAAUGUCCUGGGUAUAAGGACGAGUUUGACCUGGUAUUCCGGAAUGAAACUCAAGCUACCGAAAGAAGAGCACGAAAGGCGAACAAGAAAGCCCUGCAGAAGAUGGGCAAGGACAGCGGAGAAGAAUCCAAUGGCCCAAUCUCGCCCACAGAUGCCUUUAGCGAUGCGAUCAAGUCCCCUUUAGAGCAGGCAAUGAUCCCGGCGAUAGCGAUACCAGCCGAGACUCGUGCUGACUGCCAUUUUGUCGCGAAUUUCAUUUUGAUGCCGCAAACAGGAAGUACCCGCGGAUUCCUAGACUUCCUUCUGCCAAUGCUCAAGGCGGAAGGUCCGCAAAGUCACCUACAGCGUGCCUUCAACGCAUGCUCGAUGGCAUUGCUUAACAACUGCGCAGGGGCUAGAAACAAGUAUGCAGACAAGGCCCUCAACGAGUACACUCACGCUCUUAACGGCACAAACAUGGCACUGAGGGAUCCCGAGGCCCAGAAAACGGACUCAACGCUGGCGGCGGUUCUCUUGCUGGGACUUUUUGAGAACUUGACGGCGAAGCAGUUGGGCAUGUCAGCAUGGGGCUCUCACAUCGAGGGUGCAAUACAACUUGUGAAGCAGAGAGGCAGAAAACAGCUCAGAACGCGGACCGGACUCCUGCUGUUCAUCGCUGUCCGGACACAAAUGAUUAUCCACACUCUGACUUCAGGCAAAGCUCCAAUCAUGGGUGUUGAGUGGUGGAUGAACGAUGCCGUAAAGGACGAAACGGCGGGCAAGUGUCAGAAGAUUAUGAUCAAGACAGGAGAGCUCCGUGCAGAAGUAACUCGCCUGAUGAAUUGCAUGGCACGCACACCGGAGAACAUUGAGAUUAUGUUGAACAUGAUCAGAAGGGCACAGAUGAUGGACCAAGAGGCCGUUCAAUGGAUGAACAACGUGCCAGACUUUUGGCAGUUCAAAACCGUACACUGGGAAACAAGCGUGCCGAAUGGAGACUAUGCAAACGCAGAGGUGUACCCUGGCCGGGUUGAUCUGUAUACCGAUUUUUGGAUCGCCAGUGUCUGGAAUUUGUGCAGAACAUCACGUCUGAUCAACGCCUCACUCAUUGUUCGAUGCACUGCAUGGGUGUGCUCGCCAGUCGAUUAUCGUACAACACCAGAAUACGCCACCGCGGCCAGGACCUGCGUUGAGACGAUCAACGACAUCAUUGCCUCGGUUCCCUACCACCUUGGAUGGCACCUGAAGAGGAAGGAAUCCCUGGAGAGAAAGAACCUGGGACAAUUUGCUUGCGGAGAGGAAGAUGUGCUGAAGGGAUUAGCUGGCUACUUCUUGACCUGGCCUUUGGCAUGCGUGCAUGGCCAAGACUAUACGACUGAUACUCAACGGACGUGGGUACAUGGGCGACUGAGAUAUAUUGGCGACGAACUGGGCGUCAAAUAUGCUCAUAUCCUCAGCAAGAUGCAAAUUCGCAUUCCAUCCAUGAUGAUCCACCGAGACGGUCUAAUGGCAUCUCCUUACGGCUCAGCACAGAACUUUGAGAAGAUCCUCAAUGCUAGAAACGCUCCUCCCUCAGCUGGCUACUCUAUGAACCCUCUCCAACAGCGAGAGGCCAUGCAGAAAAUGGCCUUCGAACAGCGGCGCUCAGAGCUUUUGUCUAAAGCAUCUGGAAAUUCUGGCCCAUCAACACAAUGGGUCGCCAAGAACUGGUUGACAGUACGUAAAUUCAUUGAGUGGUGUGUGAACCCCACAGGCUAA
Molecule: messenger RNA, 1845 nt
Organism: Truncatella angustata
Lineage: Eukaryota; Fungi; Ascomycota; Sordariomycetes; Amphisphaeriales; Sporocadaceae
Exons: 4
Coding region: 1-1845 (614 amino acids)
Biological process (GO): regulation of DNA-templated transcription
Molecular function (GO): DNA-binding transcription factor activity, RNA polymerase II-specific; zinc ion binding
Source: RefSeq, a predicted model, not a curated record